Messenger RNA from Theobroma cacao (cacao), 354 nucleotides. RefSeq names its product protein DOWN-REGULATED IN DIF1 11-like. Lineage: Eukaryota; Viridiplantae; Streptophyta; Magnoliopsida; Malvales; Malvaceae. The record is from RefSeq and is a predicted model, not a curated record.
AUGGCGAGUUUCAACAUUUAUAUUGCUUUCGGUGUUUUGGUUAUUAUGAUAAGUGGAGCGGUCAUGGCUCGUGAUGUUGAUCCGAUCAAAGCAAAAAAUUGUGAAACUAAGAUGACAUUGCAUUGUGUCAAUGAAGUUUUCACAAGUAUAUUCAAGACCGGAAUUGUUACGGAUAAUUGUUGCAUUGAGCUUAUAGGACUUGGUCAAUUUUGCCAUUAUGCAUUAAUCAAGAAAACUCUUCAAAAUCCUCUUUUUAAAAAUAACGAUACAUCAGUAAUCUUAUCAAGGGCAGCUCAGGUAUGGAAGAAGUGUACUCCAGUUAGCGAGGGUGUUUCGCCCACUCCUUCUCCUUGA